AUGGAGCCCGUGGUAUAUGAAGAGACGCCUCUAGCCGACUACCUCAGAGAUGGAGGUAACCUGUCGGAGGCGGAAUGGGCUCCCAUGGACGGCACUCCCGAUCACCAGUUGUCAAUAGCGUCCGAUUCCUCGGCUCCUGCGAGCCCGACUCCCUUUGCGCCGUCCGGCCGUCCGUUGGUCAAGGCUCGAUUUCGCAACGCUCCCAGCAAGCUGGAUCUUGCCGAGCAACCACAAGCCCAGCAGCCCUUGACGCUGCAAUCACUCAAGAAAAGCUGCUCCGCCCUUCUGGCUGCGAGCCUCGAUCGUGCAGACAACGCCCGGUUCCUCGAACAAUUCAGAUAUACAAUCAUUGCCUCGCAGCUGCUCAACGGCCAUUCCCUGCUAGGAGGACACCGUCCGCCGGCCCUGAAAACGCCGUCCUCGACCGCGGAUAGCAAUGACCAAUCUCUGCUCUCGACCGAAGGUAUUAUAGUGUCCGUCGUCGGAGCGCUAGCUCUCGCAGUCUUCCUAAGCUGGGCACUGAGUAGUGCGCCAUGGCAUGUAACGAAACGACGCCUAAUACUGGUGCUUAUUGUUGCUGCAGCGGCGGUCUUGGUAGGACAAGUCUUUGUGCGACGACAAUGGCUUCGCUACCGGAGAGAACAGUCCUUGGCUGAAAUAUCCACAUUCAUAUCGAACUCGCAAAACCUUGAUAGCGCAACCGAAGCUACGCUCUCGCUGGUCCAAGAAGUUGAGCUGGUCUCGCGUGGAUACCGAAUUAGUGUCCCCCUUCCACCGGUCAGUCGGCUCGAGGAUCGUACCCAAAGCAGAAAAUGUGUUCGGCUGCGCAAGGCGCUCAAAAACUCGCUUGCAGAGGUUCUGCAGACGUACAACCAGGUGUCCGAUGUUGUCAGGGGCUUCGCGGAGCAGAUGGAGCUGGAGAAGUACUACGACAUGUACGACGUGAGCGACUUUGACAUUUCGGAUUCCCGCCUGGGUUUCAAUGCGGCCGAGUUUGACGACCUGGAGUCGUUGAGAACGUUGAAAAUUCUUGCCGCGCGGUUUCAUACCACCCGAAAGAUGCUCCUCUGCGCCCUGUUGGCUCUGGAUGCGAAUGGGGAGGCCAAAGACCUGCUGCGUUGGACAGCUGCGGUGGAGUCGCUGCAAAGCGUCAACAUCUCGACCAAGUCUGUGUUUGAAAAGCUGCAAGGGAUACUAAGCGAGGAAGAAUCGUUUCCCGCACCACCAACUCCACAGAUGCCCCUUACGCCGGGCAAAGAGAGAUGGCGCUCCCAGCUGCGCAAGCUCAGUUCCAUGUCAACCGGAAUCCGAGGCUUGCAAGCCAAACUUCACCUGCUACGAGAAGAAUCCGAUAGAGCGCUAGACGACUCCAACGACAUCUCCGAACUGGGGCCCAAUCUCAUGUCACAGUAUGACUCCAUUGGAGUGGACCUUAGAAUGCUCAUGGCGGCGUGGGAAGAAGGCAGAGCCGCUUUGGCCCAGGGCAUUGACAGGAACGAGAAGAGACUUUCAUCAAUAAGCACGUUGCUAUCGCCCGCCAGCUCCCUGAGCGGACUCACUACAAUCGGCGAGGGAGGUGCCGCAGAGGCCUUCAAGGCUUUGACUGGCGAGUCUCCGCCGGCGUCCGAUAUCAACGACGCCGAAGACGACCAGGAGAUCUUCGAAGCUGUAGCAAAGCCGCGACCUCGGAGCAUGCUGACGCGAGAGGAGAGAAUUGCAAAGGUCAAAGAAGAGAGGGAGCAGAGGGCGUUGGCACGUCAGCAGUUGGAGGCCACCAAGGGCAUGCUGAGAGAGCUGGAAACGGUCAUCAGCCUACGGCCCCAGAAACGAAGCAGUGCUCCUGCUGGAACCCGCAAGGUCUCGAUGUGA
Molecule: messenger RNA, 1869 nt
Organism: Trichoderma aggressivum f. europaeum
Lineage: Eukaryota; Fungi; Ascomycota; Sordariomycetes; Hypocreales; Hypocreaceae
Exons: 5
Coding region: 1-1869 (622 amino acids)
Biological process (GO): cell-cell adhesion
Cellular component (GO): plasma membrane
Molecular function (GO): myosin binding
Source: RefSeq, a predicted model, not a curated record